AUGACGCCGGAUGUAUCUUAUUUCCGGCGCCUGGGCCACGACCUCCGGUCGCUUCCGGCGGGCGGCGUGCUGGCCGUCACGGUCGGCUUUCUGCUGCAGAUCUCUCUGGGAGGCCUCUUCACCUUCGGCAACCUCACCACCUACCUGACGUCGUACUUGCGCGGGCGCGGCGGCCAGGACGUGGGCUACGGCCAGACGGUGUGGGUGGGCACGCUGAUGGGUAUGACGGAGGGCCUGGCCCUACUGCCGGGCAGCGUGCUAUACCAGCGCUACGGCCCACGCAGCGUCGUCCUCCUCGGAAGCGUGAUGGCCAGCGGCGCCAUCGCGCUGACCAGUCUCACUGUCGACUCGUCCCUGCUGUGGGUGACCAUGACGUACAGCGUGCUGAACGGCCUGGGCGUGGGGCUGGUGUACAGCGUGCCGAUGUUGGUCGGCCACAGGUGGUUCCCGGACCGCAAGGGCCUGGUCAAUGGUCUGGUGUUCGGAGGCUACAGUCUCGGCGGCAUACUCUUCACCACUGUCCAGACCAGCUUCCUCAACCCCGACAACGUGAGCCCGGAGGAGGACGGGUUCUUCCACGACGCGGCGCUGCUGGACCGCGUUCCGCUUGUGUUUCUGCUGCAGGCUGGCGUGUGCGCCGCGCUGCAGCUGACGGCUGUUCUGGGGCUGCGCAACCCACCAGCGCGGAACGUACAGGCGGAAGAAAGUUGA
Messenger RNA from Pollicipes pollicipes, 711 nucleotides. Its product is annotated as monocarboxylate transporter 9-like. The coding region runs from base 1 to 711 and encodes 236 amino acids. Lineage: Eukaryota; Metazoa; Arthropoda; Thecostraca; Pollicipedomorpha; Pollicipedidae. The transcript has 2 exons. The record is from RefSeq and is a predicted model, not a curated record. Gene Ontology annotation, molecular function: transmembrane transporter activity. Gene Ontology annotation, biological process: transmembrane transport.